UGUGACGGACGGCCCUAUCUGCCAUUUCUGCCUGAGCACAAGAAGCUGCCUCUUGUAGAAAGGAAGGUGCCUCACCCCACACACAGACAGCUGCACUACAGCCUGUGUUCUCUCCAUAUCACCACCAGCUUGUCUCUGCUAAGAUGGCUCAGUGUGUGACCAAAAUUCAGUUGUCCAUCUCGUGUGCGGACCUGUUGGAUAAGGACGUUGGUUCAAAAUCUGACCCCUUGUGUGUUGUACAACAGAGCAUUGGUGAUGGAAAGUGGUCAGAGCUGGCAAGAACGGAGAAGGUGAAGAACUGCCAGAGCCCCGAGUUUUCAACAAAGCCAGUCGUUGAUUAUUUCUUUGAGAAGGUUCAGAAUAUCAAGUUUGGUGUCUACGACAUUGACAACAAGUCUGUGAAUCUAAACGAUGACGAUUAUCUCGGGGGCUAUGAGUGCACCCUGGGCCAGAUUGUGUCCAAUCGUAAGCUGAAAGGGCCCUUGGAACUGAAGAAAGGAAAACUUGCAGGAAAAGGAACCAUUACCAUUAUAGCAGAAGAGAUUAAGGAUGCACGAAUUGUAAAUCUAGAGAUUGAAGCUAGGAACUUGGAUAAAAAGGAUUUCCUUGGGAAAUCGGAUCCAUUCCUGGAGCUGUACAGGCAAGGGGAUGAUGGAUCCUGGCAACUAGCACACAGGACAGAGGUGGUGAAGAACAAUCUGAAUCCUUCCUGGAAGAAGUUCAGUGUUAGCUUGCAGAGUUUAUGUGCUGGGGACUUAAGUAAACCUAUCAAGGUUCACUGUACAGAUUAUGAUAGCGAUGGCUCUCAUGACUUAAUAGGGAUAUUUGAGACUAACUUGUCUCAGCUGCAGAAAGCAGAAGGAGGUUCUCCGGUGGAAUUUGAGUGUAUUAAUCCCCAAAAAAAGCAAAAGAAGAAGAGCUACAAAAACUCUGGGACUGUUCGGGUCAAGUCUUGUAAAAUAGAUGUGGAGUAUUCAUUCUUAGAUUAUGUGAUGGGUGGCUGCCAAAUCAACUUUACAGUUGGUAUAGACUUCACUGGUUCCAAUGGGGAUCCCAAAUCGCCCGAUUCACUCCAUUACAUUAGCCCAAAUGGAGUCAACGAGUACCUGACUGCAAUCUGGUGUGUGGGGAAUGUGGUCCAGGACUACGACACGUAAGUCCAUCAUGAUGAU
This is a messenger RNA of Nanorana parkeri, 1172 nucleotides long. RefSeq names its product copine-1-like. Gene Ontology annotation, cellular component: plasma membrane. The record is from RefSeq and is a predicted model, not a curated record. The coding region runs from base 144 to 1157 and encodes 337 amino acids. The transcript has 11 exons. Lineage: Eukaryota; Metazoa; Chordata; Amphibia; Anura; Dicroglossidae. Gene Ontology annotation, molecular function: calcium-dependent phospholipid binding. Gene Ontology annotation, biological process: cellular response to calcium ion; positive regulation of tumor necrosis factor-mediated signaling pathway; regulation of canonical NF-kappaB signal transduction.